CAGGACUGGCACCAAAGGAGAUCACGAUUAUUGUGGUGAAUUAUUGUUAUCAAUGUAUGUGUAUGUUCCUCCCACCUAAAAAAAGCAGACAAAACAAUCAAACAAAGACUUUAAUACCCUUUAACAAGGUCAAGAUAAACUUGUUUAUGCAUGUGUGUUAGCUAAUAAAUUUAUCAGUUACCAACCACAACCUUGUUCACCCUCCGUGCCAACAUCAAAUGCCCUUCUUUUCCCCCCUCUCUUGUAUCUUUGAGCUCAUUGGCUGUCAUGAUAAGUCCAAGUGUAUUUUUAGCGCGCUAUCCUUUCAUAGGGGUGGACACAGGCAGAAAAUAGACAUAUACAGACCCCUGCAACAGAAAUCAAAACAUAAUAUAAAUCUGGUACUACCAACACUACUGGAAGUGACAGAAGGUAUGAGUUUCACAACUGCAAAAGCUCAAACUGCUCAACAACCAAUCACAACCGUCAUAGAAACCGUCACAGAUUCAAACAGUGACACACAUAAAGAAAACUUCGAUUUGAAAGUUGAAAAUGGUGUGGUGAAAUACAAACUUCAUAAUGUGUCUAAAAGCGAACAGACCAGCAUGAAGGAUGAGAACAGCACCAAAGUUUGUUUGACUAUUAAGAGCCACCGAGGAGCUUCACCUUCAGUGGAGCAACAUGACCCAAAGCCAUUAUGUAUUGUACCGAUACAAGAAAAUGUGGUUUCACAUAAGGCAUUGUUAGAGAACUAUGAAGGGAAGUUAUGUGAGGAACAACGGCCGAGUACAAAGCGCCAACUGUCCGCUGAGAGCGCGGCGAAGUCAGUGAGUGUAAGAAAGAGGAGCACUGUGAAGAAGAGCCAAGAAGAGAUUGUGAAACCCCUUUCAGUUGUCAGUCCUGGCACGCAGUCUGGGAGACCUUAUCUACCUGCAGUCUCCUCCUCUCAGAGGAAACCCAGAAAAUUGCUGUUCUCCAGCUCUGAUAUUUUCAGCAAAGUAGACACAUUCUCAAUCCAGAAAGGAAGAGAGUUGAGGAAGCAGGAGGUAUUUGAUGCUCAGAAGAUUGCCCGUGCAGUCACUGAGGGGGGCAGAAAUGAUCUGGAAAAACUCAGGGCCAUAUGGAUCUGGCUCUGCCAUAAUAUUGAGUAUGAUUUGGAGGGAUACCUUGGUCUUUCUCAGAAGAUUUGCUCUUCUGAAGAAGUCAUCAGGACGGGAAAAAGUGUAUGUAGUGGAUACUCCAGUCUCUGUGUGGAAAUGUGCAGGGAGGUGGGCAUUGAGUGUGUGGAGGUGAGUGGGUACAGCAAAGGCGUUGGAUACCAGGCUGGGCACAGUUUAGCUGAGAAGCGUUCCGAUCACGAGUGGAAUGCUGUCUUCGUGGGGGGUCAGUGGUGGCUACUUGACGCUUGCUGGGGCGCUGGCACUGUGGAUAUGAAAUGCAAAACAUUUAUGAAGAGAUACAACGACUUUUAUUUCCUAACUGAACCUAGUGAGUUCAUAAACUCACAUUUCCCUGAUGAUCAAACCUGGCAACUACUUACCACUCCCAUCUCCAUGGAAGAGUUCGAAAUUACACCCUUGAAGACCUCAGCGUUUUAUCAGUUUGGACUGACCCUGACACAACCCAAACAGUACAAAACCAUCACAGACGACGGGGAAGCAAUUGUGUCUGUGAGCUCCUCUAGACCACUGACCUUUUCAUAUGAGAUGAGGCAGCGGGAUCCCCAGACAGGAGCUCUAAAGCAGGAGGAGGUUGACAGCUCCUGUGGUCUCCUGUCAGUGACUCGUCAAGGGAUGAAGUUGCGAUUACUGCCCCCAGAGCCUGGGGCCUACGAAGUGAAGCUGUUCGCCCGGCGAGAGGGCGAACCUGGUGUUCUGCGGUGGAUUUGCUCUCUUGAACUCGAGUGCCCGAGUGUCCAAAAGAGGCAGGCCCUGCCUGAUAACCCCUACCUGAACUGGGGCCUGGCAGCAGGGGCAUCAGCCCUGGGCAUCAAGGGUUGCAGCGUCGCAGGAGAAGAGGCCGUAGAGGUGGGUGAAAGUGGUGAGUGCAAGGUGAUCCUACAAACAUCACGACCUCUGAUGAUGGUGUGUGAGCUUGCGCACCACGAGCUCGACGCCGCUACAGCCAAGCGCUGCCUUGCGUCGCAAAUCACAGCAGAAGAGCUGGUGUGUAACAUCAUGUGCCCGUACAAAGGAUUUUACCGGCUGUCUAUAUUCGUGCAGGAUUAUGACAGUGAAAGUGGGACUUUUCAAAACGCCGGGAACUAUCUACUACACUGUCAAAGCCCAGGGUUGAACCCAAAUGCGCUGUAUCCUCCAGACUUGGGCCUGUGGUGUGGUCCCGGGGUGCGUACCCAAGAAGCCGGACUGUCCCAUUUCAGCCACACAGGGACGAUAGUAAACGCACCCCAGGGCCGGUGCAACAUUACCUUCCACUGCGCUUCACCAGACCUGCAAAUACACACGACGCUCUGCGCUGAGCUGCAUGAGCAGGCUCAUUUUCCUCUGUCCCGAUAUGUACUCUUGACAUUUACAGAUACAUCUAAGGUAACCGUGAGCGUGUGCGCUCCCAGAGCGGGAGUCUAUCGUCUUGGUAUUUAUGGACGCAAACCCCCUCAGCAGGACUACAUGUCACUGUGUGACUUUAUAAUCAGGAGCGUGUGUGAAAAGCCCGGAGAUCCGUUUCCAUGUGUGUAUUCAGCGUGGGGAAGAGGGUGCGUGCUGCUGGAGCCCCGCACAGGUGUGCUGGCUCCCCAGAGUUCAGUGAGUUUCCGUGUGAAGGUACCAGGUGCGCAAAGAGUGUGUGUCGUGGGAGAGAAGCGAACGGAUCUGAAGAUGAAUAAGAGCAGAGUUUGGGAAGGUGAGGCUGUCACUGGAAAUGCCACACAACUCAAGCUCGCUGCUGUCACUAAAGAAAGCAAUGACAUGCAUGUUCUCAUGACCUUUGAUGUCCUUAACCUGAAGAAUGAACUGUGAGCAGAACAGACUUUUGUCUAGAGGAUAAAAGGGCUACGGUCACACUGCAGUCCAAUGUGGUCCCCCAUCACAUGUAACACAUUUUUUUUGAUGAUAGCGUGAACCUCAAAGAUCUGGUCAUGCUUCAUAUUUAGAAAUAAAGCAGAAAUAAAUCUGCUGUUUAUCAACACUGCAUAAAAGAGAAGAAUUUAUAAAGAUAUGAAAACAUUUAAAACUAAAUAAAUUACCAUGAGAAGACAAACUUUGUAAAAUAAUUAAAGCACAAAUCUUUUAAUAUAUUAUUAUUAUUAUUAUUAUUAUUAUUUUAUUAUUAUUCUUUUUUUAAUUAAAUACUUUUCAUUAAACUUAAUUAGUUUUAUGCCUGAGAGAAGAAAACUUUUGUAACUGGAAUAAGAAAAAUAAACUUACUUCAGUACAUGAAUAUUAGAUAUAGUUUUUAGUAUUUAGUAUUUUAGUGCAGUGUUUGGACCAGUGUUGCAAAGUCCAUGUUUUUUUUUUUUGUUAUUUUUUUUUUUUUUCAAAAACGCAGAAUUGGGCUACUUUAACACUGUUGCCACGUGUUGUUUUUGAUGUCCGCGGGUUGAAGCUACCCCAAUAACGUCAUUUAGCCCCUGAAAUACGGAUUCACCAGGA
Molecule: messenger RNA, 3587 nt
Organism: Labeo rohita (rohu)
Lineage: Eukaryota; Metazoa; Chordata; Actinopteri; Cypriniformes; Cyprinidae
Gene: ky
Product: kyphoscoliosis peptidase
Exons: 7
Coding region: 219-2954 (911 amino acids)
Source: RefSeq, a predicted model, not a curated record